Messenger RNA from Chelmon rostratus (copperband butterflyfish), 1701 nucleotides. Its product is annotated as interferon gamma-like. Bases 204 to 833 code for a protein of 209 amino acids. The transcript has 4 exons. The record is from RefSeq and is a predicted model, not a curated record. Lineage: Eukaryota; Metazoa; Chordata; Actinopteri; Chaetodontiformes; Chaetodontidae. Gene Ontology annotation, molecular function: type II interferon receptor binding. Gene Ontology annotation, biological process: immune response. Gene Ontology annotation, cellular component: extracellular region.
AAGCUUUCAUGACAAGUCAAACAGUUUGAGCCAACUUCAGGGCAGAAGACACACAUCUGUCAGACAGACAAUCAGGCCGUCAGACAGGUCUUUGUCCUCUGCAUCGCUCCUACAGACACCGAAGGAACAGUCACACCGGGCCGGGACAGGCUUGGGAAUCGAACCAGCGACCAACCGGCAGGCGCAUAACAAGUAGUGAUACGAUGGCUGUCACGGCGAGGGCAGUGGUCUUUCUGUCUCUCUGGUUGGCUGUGUGUCAGGUCAGAGGCUCCCACGUCCCUCUGAAGAUGAACAGAACCAUCCAGAACCUCCUGCAGCACUAUAGGAUUGCACCUAAGGACAGAUUUAAUGGGAAGCCUGUCUUCUCCAGAGAGCCACUGGCUGGAAAAAUGGAGGCUAAGAAGGUGUUUAUGGGUGGCGUUUUGGACAAGUACGAAAAGCUGAUUGACCAGAUGUUGAAGCAGCUGCCCACCCAGAGUCCCCAGACCGCCAGGAGCAAUGAGGAUCCGGCCUCUGCGGUCAUCCCCACUGCCGGCACCGCCGGUGGAGCUAAGACGGGAGCUGGUGGAAAUGUCAGGAGGGGGCUGGAGGACAUCCUGGAUAUGGUCCAGAAGCUGAGGAAACGCUAUUACCAGGAGCAGGAGAAGCUUCUGCAGGGACUGCAGUCUCUCAACGACAUCCAGAUUGAUAACUUUGUCAUCCAGAGCAAAGCAUUGUGGGAGCUGCCGUGGCUCUACGAGGAGGCGAGCUUACUGUCCGAAAACACUGAGAUGCAGCGGAGGCAACGGCGGCGGCGGCAAGCACGGAGGGUCAAAACUCACCUGAGAGCCUGAAACGCGAACAGGCACAACAAAGACGGCAACAGUGACGGCAACGGAACUAAAACGUAAUAACGUUAAAGCACAGACGCGGGAAUGAUGACGAGGUCUGAAACAGUUAAAAUAACAUGAGAAAUAUUACACAACCAAAAAAUUUACACCAGUGUGCCAAUUUUUUACUUAUUUCUGUUUUUAGAGGUUAUUAAAGAGAUGAUUUCAUAGAUAUUUAUUACAAUGAUUGUGAACCAGCAGCCUAAGCCUAAGAAAUCUCAUAAUUUUGUAAAAUUUUAAGAUAUUUUUAAGAAAGUUUGGUGUUCGAUACUUGAAAGCAGUGUGGCGGUUUGAUCCUAUGAAAUAUUCACUUUAUCCAUCACCGUAUUUAUCACCUGGAAAUACUUGAUUUUUUCCUGUUUAGAAACUACUUAUGAUUUAAUGCUCAGAAAAUCAGGCAGAUAGAAUAAUAACAUUUUAAGCUUUGUGAUUGGAUGCCUCUCCAGCAACCCCCCCACCAACCCCCCCACUCUACUGCGUAAAAGAACUGAUGAUGAUGAUGAUGAUGAUGAUGUUUACAGUAGAAAGUACAUCAUAGUUUUAUGCUGACGUACUUAAAUGUACUACAGGUACUCUGAACAUUCUGGUACAGCACUGGAGUACUUCACUGCAGCACAGCUACUCUGCAGCUGUAGUAGAAGUACGAUACUCUUCAGGGAUUUUUGUAUUUUCUUAACGUAAUUAAUGUUGUAAUUUUCUAUAUUUAUUUUAUAUUUAAAGUGUCUAUUUAAUGGUUAAUCACACUGCUGUGACUGAUUGUUGAUUAUUUAUUGUGUAUUUAUUGAUUGGCACAUGCAGACAAAUGCAGCUGAAUAAAACUGGAUCAACUUCA